UCACUACACUCGCUUGUGUCCACUCUCUCCAAGACCAGGCCAAGCGCUCGCAAACAAACACGACGUGGCGUAUCGUAUCGUAUCCAGCACGCAGACAGGCGUUACCACUCCUCGGACCUCGGGUGCUGGGGGCCGGUCGUCGUCUCCGUGUGUGUUGUGCUUAUUGUGCGGCGCUAGCUUGCUGGCGACACGGAGCACCAUGGCAGCGGGGCUCGGUUUCUUGAAGGCCGUGGCGCUGGUGCUAGCGCCAGUCGUGCUCGCCGUCGUGCUGUACAGUCCCAGGGACUUCUCGCCGGCUCCGAUGCCGCCGGAGUACUCGUACGGGCCCGACGUGUCCGCGCCGCGGCACGAGCGCCGCGCGCUGCAGCGCAGCGAGCGCGUGGGCGAGGGCCGCCUCCCGGGCCCGGAGGACCUGGCGUUCGACGCCGCCGGAGGGUGGCUGUACACGGGGUGCGCCGACGGGUGGGUCCGGAGGGUCAGCGUCCCAGGCGGCGACGUCGAGGACUGGGUCCGGACCGGCGGCCGCCCGCUCGGUCUCGUGCUCGCCUCUGACGGCGCUCUCAUCGUCGCCGACGCGAACAUCGGGUUGCUGAAGGUGAGCCCGGACCCGGACAGGAAGGUGGAGCUGCUGACGGACUCGGCGGAGGGCCUCAAGUUCGCGCUGACCGACGGCGUGGACGUGGCCGGCGACGGCACCAUCUACUUCACGGACGCGUCGUACAAGUACAACCUCGACAACCACAUGACGGACAUCCUCGAGGCGCGGCCUCACGGGAGGCUCAUGAGCUUCGACCCGUCCACGCGGCGGACGGCCGUGCUCGCGCGCGACCUCUACUUCGCCAACGGCGUCUCGGUGUCGCCGGACCAGAGCUCCCUCAUCUACUGCGAGACCGUGAUGAAGAGGUGCUCGAGGUACCACAUCGCCGGCGAGAAGAAAGGCACGAUCCAGAAGUUCAUCGACAACCUGCCGGGAUUUCCCGACAACAUCCGUUACGACGGGGAAGGCCGCUACUGGAUUGCCCUGUCCGCGGGGAGGACUCUUCAGUGGGACUUGCUGAUGAAGUACCCCUUCAUCCGGAAGCUGGUGUACCUCGCGGAGAAGUUCGUGGCGGUUCCCCAUGCGCUGAAGAACUCCGGGGCGAUGAGCGUGGCACUGGACGGGAAGCCGGUGACCAUGUACAGUGACCAGGGCCUCGCCCUCGCCACCGGCUGGCUCAAGGUCGGCGAGCACCUGUACUACGGUUCACUGACGGAGUCGUACCUCAGCAAGAUCGACCUCACUAAAUCUUCAGUCGAAUAAUAAUCGUGUUUGCUUGACUUUCUUUUGGACAGCGGUUAGAUUUGAAAUCUAAGUACAGUUGUAUGAUUGGAUACAUCCCUCUUUACUUCUGUUAUUAUAAUAAGUACGCUUGCUCU
Messenger RNA from Sorghum bicolor (sorghum), 1416 nucleotides. RefSeq names its product protein STRICTOSIDINE SYNTHASE-LIKE 4. NCBI's taxonomy places the organism in Eukaryota, Viridiplantae, Streptophyta, Magnoliopsida, Poales, Poaceae. Gene Ontology annotation, biological process: biosynthetic process. The record is from RefSeq and is a predicted model, not a curated record. The transcript is spliced from 4 exons. The coding region runs from base 200 to 1300 and encodes 366 amino acids. Gene Ontology annotation, molecular function: strictosidine synthase activity.